Molecule: messenger RNA, 759 nt
Organism: Zingiber officinale
Lineage: Eukaryota; Viridiplantae; Streptophyta; Magnoliopsida; Zingiberales; Zingiberaceae
Product: HVA22-like protein f
Exons: 5
Coding region: 59-523 (154 amino acids)
Source: RefSeq, a predicted model, not a curated record
GUGUUCUACAUUCAAGUUUCAGAGAUCAUUUUCCUUGGUGAUUUAUCUCAGCUAAAAGAUGGGUGUUCUUAUGACAAUGGCAAAGCAUACUAAUGCUUUGAUUGGCCCGGCAGUGUUACUGAUUUACCCCUUAUAUGCAUCCACGCGCGCGAUCGAGAGCCCUUCUCCUGUCGAUGACCAGCAAUGGCUGACUUACUGGGUUCUCUAUUCAUUGAUCACCCUGUUUGAGCUCUCAUUCUGGAAAGUAUUGCAGUGGUUCCCUCUUUGGCCAUACAUGAAGCUGGUGUUUGGCUUUUGGUUAGUGUUCCCUGCAUUCAAUGGGGCAGCCUACAUCUACGAGAAAUACGUCCGGAGUUAUGUGAAGCAAUAUGUCGACUGGAAUUAUCCUGAGAAGCAGAGGAGACUGAUGCAACUGCUGAGUCUUGAUGCACGGAAAUCGGUGGAACGGUACAUCGAUCGAUAUGGACAGGAAGCUUUCAGAAGGGUCAUAGAAAACGCUGAAAAGGAAGCAAGGAGUCAUUGAGAAGUUCAAGUUGGGAAAGGAUUCUGGUUCGACAUCUUCAUCAAGUCUGGUUUCCAUUCAUCAGCAAUAUAUACAUAUGAAUAUUUCUUGUCGAAAUGUGCAGAUAAAAGAUUGGCUAAAUCUCUUCUAAUACGCAAUGUCAAACGCACCUUGUGUAAAGUAGUCCAAGAGGGAUUGAUAAUGACUUGGGAGAUGAAAGUAGUAUCUUGGAUGUCAAUAUAAGAUUAUUUAAAAUA